Molecule: messenger RNA, 1746 nt
Organism: Hansenula ciferrii
Lineage: Eukaryota; Fungi; Ascomycota; Saccharomycetes; Phaffomycetales; Wickerhamomycetaceae
Exons: 1
Coding region: 1-1746 (581 amino acids)
Cellular component (GO): extracellular matrix
Molecular function (GO): GPI anchor phospholipase D activity
Source: RefSeq, a predicted model, not a curated record
AUGUUAGCAGCUAUGGAUUUUGAUGGUGAUAUAGAAAGUGCACAUUCCUUUCUAGAUACUGGUGGAGACUUCUUACAUGUUCUCAAAAUAAAAGAUUAUUCAUUAUAUCAACUAGAUUGGGAGUAUCCAAAGAAAGAGGUUCUUGAAAUUUUCAGAACGGCUGGUAUUUAUAUACAAGAAACAACAUUAAAAUAUUGUAUGGCUAGUGGGCAAGCAGCUUUGAAUACAGAGAUAGCAUUGGCGGACACCGCUGGUACUCCAUAUGUCAAAAGGUCACCACUACUAGAUGAUGUACUGGAAACAUAUUAUCUCGGUGGGCUAGAAGAAAUAACAUCUUCAAUCAUUAGAUGCUUACCAAAUCUGAACUCAUGGUUUACUAAUGGAGUAUCAAAAGAUCCAUGGUCACUUUGUGGUGCUAUAAUACCCGAAUCAGUUAGUUUCAGCUCCAAUAUUAUCAAGACAGAAGGUACGUUCUUAACACCAAUGAUAUCCUUAUCAAACUUUGGAUCUUCUUUGACUUUUGGUGAAAAAUUAUUGAAUAAUGCACCUGCAUUUGCUGUUGGUGCACCAAAUGAAGAAGGGUCAGGAUCAGUAUACGUUAUGGCAUUGAGUGAAUUCGAACAAGGAAUAAGUACAAUUGAAAAUUUCAAGCUGUUACCAAAUAUUCCUAGAAAACCUUUUGAAACUGCUCAUAGAUUUGGAUCUGGUGUUUAUAAGUAUUCAUUAUUAGGUCAGGAUUUUUUACUCGUUACAGAACCGGGAACUUCAACAAUACAUCUUUUCUCAGGAAAUACCAAACUAUUGACAAUCAGUGACUUCACUUCAUCAUCAAGUUAUGGGUCUCGUGGUAGAAAGCAAGAAGGCGUAUCAAUCGAAACUUAUGAUUUUGAUGGUGACAACAUACCAGAUAUAAUUAUCAGCUCUCCCCAUAGUGACGACGGUGCACCACAAAGGGGAUUUAUACAGAUUUUAUCAGGUAAACGUCUCUCGUUGUUUUUGUUAGAAGGUAGACUUGGGAGUAUAAUUGAUAUGGAUGAAUUAAUCUACAACAAGUUAUAUUUACCAAAACUUUAUAAACUAAAAAGUGGAUAUGAACAAUUCGGUACGAAAGUUGCAGUAAGCAGAGAUCUGAUAUUUACAAGUGCUUCUGGAUUAGGUAUAGUGCUUCUUUUCGAUCAUGAUGGUGUUUUCAAACAUUCAAUAUUCUUGGAUAAGAUAGAUGGUCUUCCUAUUAAAAGAAAAACAUCUGAAGAAUCUCAUAGAUUUGGGUCUAAUUUCAUUAAAGUUGUUGAAUAUGAGGGACAAGAGUACCUUAUAGUUGGUGCACAUGCGUAUUCGGAAGGAACAUGUAUUUCAUGUGGUGCUGUAUACGCCUACAAAAUUCAAGGUUCUAAUAUAAAAUUCAUCAACAAGGUAACAUUAGACAUUUCAUCAAAACACUCAUUUGCCAAAUUUGGUUAUAAUAUGGUUAUUCAAGAUGAGGAUUUAUACAUUUCAGCUCCAAGAUAUUUAGCAUAUGGUGCAAUUUUCAAAAUCGAAUUCACGAAAUUGUUUAAUCCUGAUCAUGCUCGUACAAUUUUGAAAGACAUAGCAUUUGGUAAUGAAGGUGGUGAUUAUAUUGGAUAUGGUCAUUCUUUAACCUCAACUUACGGAAAGCUUAUCGUGGGAGCCCCAUAUUAUAAUUAUCAAAGAUCAAUUUCAGAUCCUGCAAAACUUAUAGGUGGUGUCAUCGUUUACGAAAUUUAA